CUGUUAUGUGAUUUUGUUCAGUAGCCCGAUUGCGACAACUGUGUUUAUCCUACUAAUCGCCAGAUUCCGAAUGUACGACGGCUUACAUGGAAUGAGUUGUUUGUGUUCUUGUUUAAUACCAGAUCAACUUUAGUUUUUUCUGAUGCGGUUUUCGUUGACGUCCGACAGAAGCACACAAAGGUGAAAUUCGUGUCCGGGGACCGUAACAAGAUGAAGCCAAGAGCAUACAUCUGACGACCGGUGACAUCAAAAGACUCCCAGGGAUACCUGCCUGUACCAUCUAAUGGCCAAUGUGUUCGAUAAUUAAUCAGUUGUGUGAUCGACUUCGAGAUGAUUCCGUAUAUUGUCGGUACACUAUGCGCUUCAUACUUGUGACAGCCUCGUUAAGUUUUUGCAUUUUGUUGACAAAUAUAACUUGUAUAGUUUGUAAUCAACGUGUUCGCUUCACUUUGCCUACCUUGGCAGGACUUGAGGAAUGUCUAUAAACCCGGUGACAUUCUGUCCUGACGAUGUGUUUAUAGUCGCCGCUCGGCGUAGCCCUAUCGGUCGCAAAGCAGGAAGUCUUUCUGGUUUAGCUGCUCACCAACUCGGUGGGCAGGUUAUUACUUCUGUUCUCGAGGAUGCCGUCCAAGCAGCAUCUCCCGCAACGCUAACAAAGGAACGCCUAAUUCAGUCCUUAGAUGAAGUGAUCAUCGGUCAGGUUUUCACGGCGGCCGCUGGACAAAAUCCAGCCAGACAGGCUGCCGUGCUUGCAGGCAUUCCGUAUUCUGUCCCGGCUUGGGGAGUUAACAUGCUCUGUGGUUCUGGACUUCGGACAGUUUGUUUGGCCUAUGAACAAUUGAAAGUGGCCAAAUCUUCCUCCGGUGGCUGGAUUAUUGCUGGGGGCCAGGAGUCGAUGAGUCAGUCUCCCUAUUGCAUUCCAUCCAAUGUUUGUCUGCGUCACCGUGACGAACAGACUGCAUGCAGUCUUCCGCAUCUGGACACUGUGAAACCUAUCAACACGGUAAUCCAGGAUGGCCUGACGGACGCAUUUUGUGGCAUAUUGAUGGGAGAGACUGCUGAGGUUAUUGCUGAAAGAUAUAAUAUUGAUCGACAACAGCAGGACGAAUUUGCCUUCAACUCCCAGAAGAAGUAUGCGGCGGCGAAAGCCAGUGGGUACUUUGAUACCGAACUGACACCCAUCGAAGUGCCUGCCAAAAGUGGAGGCGACGAAGUAAUCAAAGUCACUACGGAUGAACAUCCUCGUCCGGACAUCUCUAUGGAAUCACUCAGCCGUUUAAAACCGGCGUUUGUCAAAUCGGAUCGUCCAGGUACAGUAACCGCUGGGAAUGUGAGCGGAAUAAACGAUGGUGCGGCAUUCCUACUUCUGUGUCGCGGCGACCAGCUACUGACUCAUGGCAUACAGCACCCGAUGGCUCGAAUCGUCGGUUGGCAUCAGGUUGGUUUGGAACCGCAACUAAUGGCUUUGGGACCGCUUUAUGCGAUUCGGGGCCUUCUCGAUCGUAUCGGUUGGACGAUUGAUAUGGUAGACGUGUUUGAGGUGAACGAAGCUUUCGCGGUGCAGUGCAUUGCUGUAAUGCGUGAACUAAACAUUCCACCAGAAAAAUUUAAUCUUCAGGGAGGUGGUAUCGCCCUUGGUCAUCCAUUGGGCUGUUCAGGUGCCCGUGUUCUAGUCACCCUUGUCCAUUUGCUUCAGCGUCUGAAACGUGAAUCACCAGACGCAAAGGUCCUCCGUGGCGUCGCGGCACUUUGUGUCGGCGGUGGGAUGGGGAUCGCAAUAGCUGUGGAAUCCAGCGCCAGCUGAAUUUGUGAUUUUGGCAUUUCAUAUAUGUCCUAUGUUUGAUCAUUUAUCAUGAUUUGUUGUCAGAAUAAAGACUUGUGC
Molecule: messenger RNA, 1882 nt
Organism: Opisthorchis viverrini
Lineage: Eukaryota; Metazoa; Platyhelminthes; Trematoda; Opisthorchiida; Opisthorchiidae
Exons: 6
Coding region: 476-1804 (442 amino acids)
Biological process (GO): fatty acid beta-oxidation
Molecular function (GO): acetyl-CoA C-acetyltransferase activity
Source: RefSeq, a predicted model, not a curated record